ACUUUGCUCACCUGCAAUUUGCGGAAUCGACCGAUACUUCGACAAGUUCUUCACACGUUCUUAAACCGGCCAAACCAGUGAAAGAUUGACGCCGGUCACCAAAGAAAAAUGCUGCUUAUAAAUGCCGUGAAGGGGGGAAGAAAGACACAAGUUGAAAUGCUCCUAAAAGUUGGCGUAGAUGUUAAUGAAGUGGACGAAUACCGACAAACGGCCCUAAUACACUCCUGCUUUCUUCCUGAUAUCCGCACGCGAAUGAAGAUUUUGAAAUGUUUAGUUGUUGCAGGCGCAAAUAUUAAUAAGAAGGACAACUAUGGACGCACAGUACUUUCGUGGGCUUGUCUACAGGGAAAACUCGAGGUGGUCAGAUUUCUUUUGAAUGAUCCACUUUGUAUGGAUCUAAGAAUCGAUAUCACAGACAACGAUGGGAAUAAUACUCUCUUACUCUCUGUAAUGUCUGGCAAUUUUCUAGUCGUUAAAAUGAUGUUAGAGACAUUAAAAGGUACAGCGAGAGCAACUGAGCUUAAUAAAGCUAACAACGUUGGUAUGCAGCCCUUAAUAGCUGCUUUCAUUCGUGGCGAUAAAGUCUGUGCUCAUUUUCUUAUAAAACAGGCGGGAUCUUCUUUUUCAAGUGCGCUGAAGUACCUGAGAGCUCUUCAAUACGAUUCAGUCAAGUUUUGUACAAGAUCAGCGCUUUUGUUUGACUCUUCAAGAACUAAUUUCCAUAUUGAUCGAGAACAAACAAAAAAACUUUUGGCGGAUUUCACUGAGGACGACAUUUUUGAGUUUCUGUUUGCAAAGGAUGAAGAUAAGCACGAUAUACAGACAGGCAAAACUGAAGAAUUUCAAAGUGACAAGAAAAGCUCUGCCCCGCAUCAACAAACUCAUAUCGUUAAGUCUCGAUUAAGAAAACUGGGGUCUGUUUUAGUUAUUCCAAGUGAAAAGCCAAUUUCAGCGCAGUCAUUACUUACAGAAGACGUCACCGAAAUGAAAAGUCUCGAUGACCCAGCGAACAGCACUUUCGCAGCAUUGACUGAUCAAAAAAGGUUAACGCGGGGCUCUAUCCCAUCCUCGCGCUUGUCAGUUCAAAAACUCUUGACGCUUUACGCUGAGCAAAACUCACCUUCGUACAGACAAGGCUUACCUAUUCGAAGAUACACUCCUCCCCAACCUGCGAUCGUAAACGAGCCUAGUGCAGAUUGCGACUCUCGGCGCUCAAGUGUGCUUCCAUUGGGUGAGACUGAACGACGGGUCCAGGCGUUGGCGGAGUCAAUGGCUGGGUCUUCAUCAGGCCUUCUUGGUGAAUCUGUGAUGGAUCAGCAUCUCCGUUUGAAAUAUGCGCGUAAUUCAAGAGCCACCAGUAUGCAAGUUCAGAAGUUGCCGUCCCUUUCCAAUGCGGGACGGGGAAGGGUCAAACGUACCAAGUCGUCGACUAUUAUGUCUGUUAAACCGUUUUAAAGGAACACUGUCGGUGAAUAGCCGGUAGUUCAGCAAACAUCAAGAGAAUAAAAUCAUAACAAAAAUCUUUAUGCCAUUUCAUAAUUUUCACUCUCUUAACAUUGGGUUUUUCUAUUCCAUGGAGGAAGGACACGAGUAGAGGAGUAGUCAAAUGAUUAUUUAGAGACAGUCCCCCGUCCAUCUCUAUUGUUUCUCGUUCUCUUCUGGCUCCAUGAAUUGCGCUCACUUAAUAUAAGCCUUUCUUUCUCAAUUUUUAUUAUAUUAAAUUCAAAAUAAUUAUUAUUGAUUACA
Messenger RNA from Stylophora pistillata, 1746 nucleotides. RefSeq lists its product as uncharacterized. The record is from RefSeq and is a predicted model, not a curated record. Lineage: Eukaryota; Metazoa; Cnidaria; Anthozoa; Scleractinia; Pocilloporidae. Gene Ontology annotation, molecular function: protein binding.